Molecule: messenger RNA, 576 nt
Organism: Drosophila montana
Lineage: Eukaryota; Metazoa; Arthropoda; Insecta; Diptera; Drosophilidae
Gene: wuc
Product: Wake-up-call
Exons: 2
Coding region: 88-456 (122 amino acids)
Biological process (GO): regulation of DNA-templated transcription
Cellular component (GO): DRM complex
Source: RefSeq, a predicted model, not a curated record
CAGCACAACACUGUCAAAUGUAAGGUAAAAGCAAAAGCAUUUGUCACAGCAUUCUGUAGCUUUAAUUUGGCUCGUAAUUUGUAAAAAAUGGAGGUCGACAAGGCAGAGACUGAGGCGGAGCCGGCAUCGGCAUCGUCCAACGAGGAGAGCGACGACGACGCGGACGCCGAUGCGGAUGUGGAGGAGAGUCCGCGCGGACGCAAAAGUGUCAGCUCGAUAAUCGCCGAAAUGGCCAUCAAGAACGAGCAGGAAGCGGCCAGCAGCAGUGCCCGCACCCAAAAGGAGGACGAACUAAAGCGAAUGGAGCUGUCCAAUCUGUCGCCGGCGGCCAUGGCCGCCUACAUACGUGAACUGGAAGCGGAGCUCUACGAGCUGAGCCAGCGCGAGGCCCGAGAGUUGUCGCGCAGCAAGCACCUGCGCAUCUUUGGCAACACACGCAGACGAUCCAGCAAGUAGGCGUGGCAGAGGCGGGGGGCGAUUUAGGGGUAAAAAGUAUAUCAAAUAAAUGGCCAUCAACGGAAGGCGAACAUAACGCCAGUUAGCUGUAAGUAGCUGGCCAUGUGGCACAUGACAAAA